GCUGCACAGGUUGCAUUUCCAAGGCCGGUGGAGGAUGUGCAGGUGGCGUUCACGCUCCGCGGCCGUGCGGAACUUGCCUUUGCAGAAGGGGCAACGGAAGGCAGAAACAGGAUGGCCAACUGCUUCCUGCCUCUCUGAAGAAGUAGCCAGAGCCACAAGUCAGAAAACUUAAGCUCCCAGGAGGGAGUAUAGUUUGGGGGUUCCAGUAAAGUCAUGGAGGAGGAAGAGAUCCAAUCUGUAGAAGAGAGGCAGGCGAUCCGGGAAGAAAAGUUGAGGCAUUGGGCCCAACACAGAGAGAAAGGACCUCUUCUGGUGUUAUCGGUGAGCCAGGUGUGGAUGGCUGUGGCUUCUGUACUCUUUGCUAUAACCACUGCAUGCCUAGAAUCAGACUGCCACCUGAAUGGAGCGGUGCCCCUCUGGCCAGGAGUUUCGGGACUGCUUACUGGGAUCUUGACCCUAGAACUUCAAAGGACACCUAGACUCUGGAAGGUGAGAGCCAUGAUGAUACUCAACUUAUUUGGGUUGAUCCUGGGGCUUGUUGUUGUUGUGGUCCAGGGGAUGAAGCUGGCCUUACUACAGUCAACCUCCUACCAGUGGGUUGGCUGGAUGAUGCUGAAAUUGAGUGCAGAGGCCUUCACCUUAGGGGGAGCUCUGGCCUCAGCCUUUUCCCUCUUCCUGCUGAGCCAAAGAAAGCCAGGAUGCUGUGGUGCUCGGAGACUACGCUAUCAGGAGCUGCAGGAGGGACUUUCAGAAAUGGAAGAAGUUAAAGGUAUCGAAAAUAUUCCGUCUGAGGCUAACCCAGCAAACGAAUGAGCCAGGAGAAACGGAGGAGAGCUCCUAAAGUGCUUGUUGAGAGCACCCAGUGGUCCCAGUAUCACCCUAUGCAGAUUCUGAGGCCCAGGGUGAGGAAACAGGAAUGGCUCCUCCACUCCCACCCCCUACAGCUGGGAUACUAGCUUCCUGCAUUGUCCUCCAGCCACCUCUACUGCCUGGGCGGUUGGAAAACAACCAGAAGCACCCAAAUGCCAACAAAGGAGGUGAUCACUUCUUCAAUCUGGCUCGAUCCUAGGCAUGGCUUUUCCCUUUCCCUGCCCAGUCAGAUUUGUGCUUGGGACUCCCUCAGGGGGAUGCUACUAACUGCCCCAAUCCCUAAUCCUGUGAAAACUGGACUACUGCAUCCUGAAUUCCUCUGACACCUGUUGCUAUUCCAUUUUAUGUAUGAAUCCCUCCCCCAGUCGUACUCUGAUUCUAUCCCCCUCCAUCCAUCCAUUCCCAACCAUUCUUCUAUCCAGUUUCUACCCUCGGGCUCCAUUAUCCCAUUCAUCACAUUCCAACCCUCCACAUUCAAUACCUUCCCCCAUCAGCCACAAGCAACCCUUUGCUAAGGAAGGAGGCAAAGAACUACAAAUCCCAGCAGAUGCUCUUACCGCUUUGCAUGCUGGGAAAUAAAGGUCCUUCUCAGUGCAA
Molecule: messenger RNA, 1467 nt
Organism: Monodelphis domestica (gray short-tailed opossum)
Lineage: Eukaryota; Metazoa; Chordata; Mammalia; Didelphimorphia; Didelphidae
Gene: TMEM253
Product: transmembrane protein 253
Cellular component (GO): membrane
Source: RefSeq, a predicted model, not a curated record